UCGCGAGGAGUGCUAUUCUUCGGAGGGGCCAGUUCGCGCUGUUCGUGGAAAUCCGGAGGAUUCGUGGAAGGUACUUAAGCGUUGAUUACAAUUUGAUUGAAAUUUCAUUUUUUUUUUUAACGUUCACAAUGAAACGAGGGCUCGUAGAAUCCGAGGGAACUAUUAUAACCAUUUGAAGAUUAAUAAAUAAAAAAACACACUUUGUUGUUUAAUUGUUUGAAUUUAGGACGAUAUAAGUCGAACUGGUGUCAUAACUUGCAAAAUCGAUAGUACACCAAUCGCCUUCCUGAUUGACUCUGGAGCAGCAAUAAACACGGUAACCGAACAUGCUUGGAACAAACUUGUUGCAGACAAAGUGAAACUUUACAAAAAGAAGUUUCACUGCGAUCGACGUGUUACUGCGUAUGCUAGUCAAGAUCCACUUGAAGUGUUGAUGAUUUUUGAAGCGUGGAUUUCUGUAAACGAUGUUAAGCUUAAGGCAUAUGCAGAGUUCUUCGUUAUAAAGGGUGCUAAAAGGUCGCUGUUGAGCAAACGAACUGCUGAGGACCUAAAGGUGCUGAAAGUCGGGCUUGAUGUACAUAAUAUUGAUCUGGAGAAUGGCAGUUUUCCUAAAUUCCCGAACAUUCAAGUCAAAUUGGCCAUCGAUGAAAGUGUUCCUCCCAGAAAAGUUGCAUAUUUAAGAAUUCCUGCAGCUAUGGAGGAGAAAGUAGAUUUGAGGAUCCAGCAAAUGCUGCAAAAUGAUGUUAUUGAGCCAGCAGUCGGCCCACCGGAGUGGAUUUCCCCUAUGGUUGUGGUACCAAAGGGGAAGGACGACAUCAGGUUGUGCAUUAAUAUGAAGUACCCUAACCAAGCAAUACAGCGCGAGCACUACCCACUGCCGAUGAUUGACACAUUGUUGAAUAAACUGAGGGGUUCUACAUAUUUUCCAAAAUUGGACAUAACAUCUGCGUUCCACCACAUAGAACUUCACCCGGAAUCCCGAGGAAUCACCACCUUCAUGACUAGCAGGGGCUUGAUGAGGUACAAGCGGUUGAUGUUCGGCAUCAAUUGCGCGCCGGAAAUUUUCCAGCGUGUGAUGUGUGAAAUGUUAGCCGGUAUAGAGGGUGUAAUCGUCUACAUUGAUGACGUAGUAGUUGCUGGGGAAACCAAAGAACAACAUGAUCGCAGAUUGGAAGAAGUAUUGUCGGUCCUACGUAAGAACAACGCCAUGCUCAACGAAGAAAAAUGCUUAAUCGGAGUGAAGGAGCUCGAAAUCCUGGGUUACAAGGUCAGCGCUGCUGGAAUAAGCCCAACAGAUGACAAAAUUUCUGCAAUUCGGAACUUCAGGAAACCAGAAACGAAAGAGGAAACCCGUAGUUUUUUGGGGCUUAUUAACUUUGUUGGGCAGUUUAUCCCGGAUUUGUCUACCAGAACAGAGCCAUUGCGUCAAUACAUGAGAGGAGAGACAGCUGCUUUCGGUGAGGAUCAAGAGAAAGCAUUCAAUGAUCUCCGGAACGAACUUUCUAACACCGUUCGAAGAUUAGGAUUCUUCGACCCAAAACAUGAAACCGACCUAUAUGUGGAUGCGUCUCCGGUAGGCCUGGGCGCCGUUCUGACUCAGAGGGAUAGACUAGGUACGCCACGCAUCAUUAGCUUCGCAUCGAAGGGGUUGACGAAGGCUGAGAGAGUCUAUCCUCAAACGCAACGUGAAGCUCUCGCGGUAGUAUGGGCCGUGGAGAAGUUCUACCCAUACUUGUUUGGAACAAGCUUCACUAUUUAUACCGACCAUAAGACUCUCGAGUACAUUUAUGGAGGUAAACACGGUGACGGAAAGCGUGCUUGCACAAGAGCAGAGGGUUGGGCACUUCGUCUGCAGCCGUAUAACUUCCGCAUACAACAUAUCCCAGGUUCAACCAAUAUCUCAGAUGUACUGUCACGGCUGUGUCCAUACUCUGAGUCGGAUGUUCCGUUUGACGAGGAAUCCGAGCACUAUCUCUGUGCUCUCGACGACGGGUUGAGCGCCAUCGCCCUAGAUGAAAUUGAAAGCGAAACAAGAAGCGAUGAAACGUUGACUGCGGUAAUCGAAGCAAUCCAGAGUGGCCUCUGGCCACAAAAUCUUAUUCAUUAUCAACCCUUCGCCAAGGAACUUGGAGUAAUCAACGGGAUCGUUGUUCGAGAUGACCGAAUUGUGCUCCCGGCAAAACUACGUCCGAAAGCAUUGGAAAUUGCUCAUCGUGGGCACCCAGGAGCAGUCAGUAUGCGGCGGAGUCUACGUGAAAAUGUGUGGUGGCCUUACAUGGACCGAGAUGUGGGCGAUCGAAUUCAGGAAUGUGCCGGGUGUGCUGCGGUGAGCAACCAAGGACCACCGGAACCAAUGGUUCGGAAAGAAAUGCCUGAUCGAGCAUGGCAGGAGAUAGCGAUUGAUUUCUUUUCCGCAAAGGAGUGUGCUACCUGUCUUGUUAUCGUCGACUAUUACAGUCGCUUCUUGAAAGUCGUAGAGAUGAAGAGCACCACGGCUGCCAAGACCAUUGAGGCUCUUGAGUCCGUGUUCCAGGAGCAUAUGUAUCCGGAAACAAUUCGCAGCGAUAACGGUCCGCCAUUUUCCAGUGAAGAAUUCCUGAGCUACUGUAAACGAAAGAAUGUUAGAUCGAUUCGAACCAUUCCGUACUGGCCACAGAUGAAUGGACUCGUGGAAAGGCAAAACCAAGGAAUUCUGCGAGCUCUUCGUAUUGCCAAAGCAGUCAAUGCAGAUUGGCGUAAAGCAGUGAAAGACUAUGCUCACAUGUACAAUACGACGCCCCAUACAAUGACUGGAAAAGCUCCCUUGGAAUUGCUGACAGGACGGCCGGUAAAAUAUCUUCUUCCUUCCCUAAGGACCGAACCUAAUUGGAAUCGUGAUGCUGAUGUGCGUGACGCUGAUGCCAUAAAGAAAAUGAAGGGGAAACUUUACUCCGAUAAUCGUCGUAGAGCUCAGCAGUCAGAGAUAGCCGAGGGCGAUACAGUAUUGUUGAAAAACUACGAGACAGGAAAGCUGGAGCCAAAGUUCCGGUUGGAGCUAUUCAAGGUUGUUAAGAAGACAGGAAGUGAUACAAUUGUGGUCAACGACGAAGGAGUUCGAUACCGCCGACCUGUUUCACAUCUCAGAAAGUGGGAUGUUAAGUCAUCUGAAGCCAGUCGACGUGCUCUACCUGGAGAUCAAACAGAACAACAGCAAUCGCAGUCUGACCCUCUUGUUGAAAUGGAAGACCAUUCAAUGGAAAAGGAAGAGUCGCAGAGCGGCAACGUGGACGAAAGGGAGACAGAAUUAACACGUCCCAGACGUAAAAGGAAAUUGCCAGCACGUUAUAACUAAAACGAAAAGGGAUGUAGAGUUGUCAGCGAGAUUCUGCACCCCAACUUCCCUUACAACCUUAUGCGCACAAAGAGAGAGAACCGUUGGAGGUUAACCCUAUAGGUACGAACCACAGUUGAGGGAGCGAGAGGAGCAUACGAAUGGACGAGAGGCGACCCGACGAAGCUUCGCGACGACGGACGGAGGGAGAGUGUGAAUUGGCUAGUUGGUGACGAAGCUUUGUUGAAGACGGGUGCGAAAUAAAGUAGCAAUAUUAUUUCAUGUAGUGAAGAGCGAGUUAAUUCAUAAGUCGACCGAA
Aedes albopictus (Asian tiger mosquito) is the source of this 3629-nucleotide messenger RNA. RefSeq lists its product as uncharacterized. Bases 434 to 3331 code for a protein of 965 amino acids. The record is from RefSeq and is a predicted model, not a curated record. The transcript has 2 exons. Lineage: Eukaryota; Metazoa; Arthropoda; Insecta; Diptera; Culicidae. Gene Ontology annotation, biological process: DNA integration. Gene Ontology annotation, molecular function: nucleic acid binding.